Molecule: messenger RNA, 2331 nt
Organism: Malassezia pachydermatis
Lineage: Eukaryota; Fungi; Basidiomycota; Malasseziomycetes; Malasseziales; Malasseziaceae
Product: atp-dependent metallopeptidase hfl
Exons: 1
Coding region: 1-2331 (776 amino acids)
Biological process (GO): protein-containing complex assembly; regulation of apoptotic process; mitochondrial protein processing
Cellular component (GO): m-AAA complex; membrane
Molecular function (GO): ATP hydrolysis activity; metalloendopeptidase activity; zinc ion binding
Source: RefSeq, a predicted model, not a curated record
AUGAGCCUGCGCUACCCUACCUCCCUCCUCUCUGCUCGGUUCUUUGCUACCCCUUCGGAUCCGCAGCCUGAUGAACAACGAAAGAAGGAAUUCCAUGAGUCCAUUGAACGCGGAUUGCGUGAGGCCAAAGAAGGAAAACCUACGAAAGACGACGUGCCUGACGAACUAAAACAGUUUUUCAACAAAGACAAACGCUCCUCUGCUUCGGCGACGCCAGACUCCAAGGAGUCGUCAGCGCCUAACGAAGAAAAGAAGGAGGAUGACGGUACGAAGAAGGAAAAGUUUGGAUUCACGGGCAACCAGAAUCAGCCUAACAAUGAUCCACGCAACAACCUCAACCUGAUUAUUGCGACAAUUAUUACCACGUACGCACUCUAUCGCUUUACCUCUCCGGAGGCAUCGACCAGGGAAAUCACAUGGCAGGAAUUCCGUUCGGCUUUCUUGGACAAGGGUCUAGUGGAACGUCUUGUCGUGGUAAACCGCUCCAAGGUCAAUGUAUACCUGCACAACAACUCCACAGGAUCUACCUAUCCGCAGCAGCCGGGCGCCAUGCUAGGCUCGCCACAGUACUGGUUCAGCGUGGGUAGCGUGGAAGCCUUUGAGCGCCACUUGGAGGAUGCCCAGAAUGAACUGAAUAUUCCAUCGGCUGAACGCAUUCCUGUCGCGUAUCACGAAUCUAUUAGCCUGGCUUCAACACUUCUUCACUUUGCUCCAACUCUGAUUCUCGCUGGUCUUCUCUUUUACCUCACUCGUCGCGCUACCGGUGCUGGUGGUGCAGGCGGUGGCGGUCCCGGUGGUAUCUUCGGUAUCGGCAAGAGCCGUGCAAAGCUCUUUAACCAGGAAACCGAUGUCAAGGUAAAGUUUGCCGAUGUGGCCGGUAUGGACGAGGCUAAGCAAGAGAUUAUGGAGUUUGUUAGUUUCUUGAAGAACCCAGAGCGUUAUGAGCGUCUUGGAGCAAAGAUCCCUCGUGGCGCGAUUCUUAGUGGUCCACCAGGUACCGGUAAGACGCUGGUUGCCAAGGCUACAGCGGGUGAAGCGGGCGUGCCUUUCCUGAGUGUAUCUGGUUCCGAAUUUGUGGAAAUGUUCGUCGGUGUGGGUCCUUCGCGUGUGCGUGACAUGUUUGCAAAGGCCAAGAAGAUGGCGCCUUGCAUUAUCUUUGUGGAUGAAAUUGAUGCUAUCGGUAAAAAGCGUGGCAAGGGCGGAAACUUUGGUGGCAACGAUGAGCGUGAGAGUACACUCAACGAGUUGCUUGUUCAGAUGGAUGGUUUCGGAACGAACGAGCAUGUCGUAGUGCUUGCAGGCACCAACCGUCCAGACGUGCUUGACCCUGCGUUGAUGCGUCCUGGCCGUUUCGACCGUCACAUUGCUAUUGACCGCCCGGACAUUAGUGGUCGUCGUUCCAUUUUCGAGGUGCAUCUCAAGCCUUUGAAGGUAAGGGAGGAUGUCAAUGUGGAACUACUUGCCGAGAAGCUUAGUACGCUGACUCCUGGCUUUAGUGGUGCUGAUAUCCACAACGUCUGCAACGAAGCUGCUUUGAUUGCGGCGCGAGAGAGUGCGGAUGCUAUUGAAGAGCACCACUUUGAGCUUGCGAUUGAGCGUGUAAUUGCGGGACUGGAGCGCAAAUCGCGUGUCCUGAGCCCUGAAGAAAAGACGACGGUUGCCUACCAUGAAGCUGGCCAUGCCGUUUGUGGUUGGUUCCUCGAACAUGCUGAUCCUUUGCUGAAGGUUUCCAUUAUCCCUCGUGGUGUUGGAGCUUUGGGAUAUGCGCAGUACUUGCCUAAGGAGCGCUACCUAUUCAGCACGGAGCAGCUGCUAGACCGUAUGUGCAUGACGCUGGGUGGUCGUGUGUCUGAAGAAAUCUUCUUCGGCAGCAUCACUACCGGUGCACAGGAUGACUUGUCAAAGAUUACGCGCAUGGCGUUCGAGAUCUGUGCAUCAUAUGGUAUGAAUGACAAACUUGGUCCUGUGUCUUAUCGCACGGACCAAGAGUCAAUGCACAAGCCCUAUUCGGAGCGCACUGGUGAGCUUUUGGACGAGCAAGUUCGGGCUCUCGUGAUGGAAGCCCACAAGCGCACCACAGAGCUUCUUACGAAGCACAAGGAUGAUGUCGAAAAGGUGGCUAAGCUCUUGCUGGAGCGUGAAGUGAUUACGCGUGAGGACAUGACCAAUCUUCUGGGCAAGCGUCCAUUCAAGCAUGCGGAUGAGGCUGAUGAAUACCUUGACAAGAAGGGCCGCUUGGCCCGCAAGGGCGAAUCCAGUGCUCCGCCGCCACCGGAGGAAAUCAGCCCUGAGCCCAAGCUGGCAUCCUCUCCUCCUGAGCCGCGUCCGUAA